Molecule: messenger RNA, 1496 nt
Organism: Anguilla rostrata (American eel)
Lineage: Eukaryota; Metazoa; Chordata; Actinopteri; Anguilliformes; Anguillidae
Product: ADP-ribosylation factor-like protein 5C
Exons: 6
Coding region: 500-1039 (179 amino acids)
Biological process (GO): protein localization to Golgi membrane; vesicle-mediated transport; intracellular protein transport
Cellular component (GO): cytoplasm; trans-Golgi network
Molecular function (GO): GTPase activity; GTP binding
Source: RefSeq, a predicted model, not a curated record
CUAAAAAGUAUCAGUUGCGUUCCAAAUGAAUUCUAUUGAUCUGCCUUGUUCUCUUACGUGAGCGUUUGGAAUCUCUGAACAAGAAAGUGCUUGACAAGCUUAUACGUUCCUGCCGCUCCCUCAAUUGUUUCUUUUGUUUUGAUCACACACCCCUUGCUAAUUUAGUAAUGCUUUGCCAUUUAGCCAGCUAGUACUUGUAGUACUUUACUUUAGAAACAGGAGCAAAAUGGGAGUGUGACGUUAGUGAGCGAGUUAGCUUAAUUUUCAUAAGUAUUUUUUUAAAGCGUUUUAGAAAACUUUAUAUUUUAAAUUAUAUUUCGUAUUCGUUUCUCGCAGACAUAAACAUCUGGAUACUGGAAAAUACCCAAGCCUCAAAACAUUCUGUACUGGAUACGGUCAACCAUCGGACACCGUUGCUCAGUUAUCAAGCCUCUUACUUGGCUUGAUUACUACCUGGCUUUGUUAGUCGCAUUUGACAUCAGCUUCACCGCUGCUGGGAAUGGGGUUGCUCUUCGCGAAGCUAAUGACAGUUUUCGGUGACAGGCAGCACAAGGUCAUCAUUGUGGGCCUGGACAAUGCAGGGAAGACCACCAUCCUCUACCAAUUCCUGGCGAAGGAGGCAGUGCACACGUCCCCCACCGUCGGCAGCAACGUGGAGGAGAUCUCCGUGCGGAAGACCCGCUUUCUGGUGUGGGAUAUCGGCGGGCAGGAGAGUCUGAGGGCCAGCUGGAACUCCUAUUACUGCGACACCGAGAUUGUGAUUCUUGUGGUGGACAGCACCGACCGGGAGCGCCUCACGUUGACCAGAGAGGAGCUGCAUCGCAUGCUGGCUCACGAGGACCUGCAGAAUGCGGCAGUCCUGGUCCUGGCUAACAAGCAGGAUGUAAAGGACUCCAUGACGGCGGCAGAGAUUUCCCAGUGCCUGACGCUGAGCGCCAUCACAGGCCACCCCUGGCACAUCCAGGCGUGCUGCGCCCUCACCGGGGAGGGCCUCCCCGCCAGUCUCGACUGGAUGAGGUCUCACGUGCUGGCCAGCUGAGGCCCCUCCUCCUGACCAUGCGGAUGCAGACGGGGCUUGCCGGCACUACUUUCCGCAGCCUCGUCACAACCGCUCGGAAGGCAGCACUGCGGUCACGGAUCCAUGAGCAAGACCAGCUAACUUGGGGGCACCACCUUCUCCAGUUUUCAGGCCCUGAGCUGCGCUGGCUCCCAGGGCGCUCCCAGCUCCCAGCAGCCCGGGGGCACUCCCAGCUCAGCUGUUGGCGCGACACCCAGUUUGGCACGGAGGAGAGGGAAGGACUGGUCGAGGAUCCCUUGCGCCCACAGCCUUAACUACACCUGCGUGUCUCCACUCUGUCAGCCCUCAUCUGUCUGCCAGCCCUGUACAACCCUGUCUGGGUGCCACAUGCAGCAGCGGACAUGCCUUAGCAACAGCGAUAGCAACAGCAGUGCCUGUCUGCCUGGGUGGCUGGCAGGAACUGGUCCGCGCAGCAUUU